AUGUCGAUGAAGUUUUUGACGGGUCUACAGGACCUUCUCGGCCUGUACGAAACGGGUACUGCCGCUUCAUCACCGGCAUCCCCGAUUCCACCAACAUCUCCCUCAAUGUUCGCAGUGCCACCCCAACAACAAUCACAUUCAUCGGCAACUUCUGUUCGGAAGAAAGUAUGCCAAGAAGCCAACAGUUCUACAGAUGAUUCUGAAAGUGAUACUCGCAUAAGACAGUGCUCACAUUCAAGAACAGUAUCAUUCCCAGCGGACAUUGGUCUCAUAACCGGUUAUCAUGAUGCUCCGUCUUCCAUAUUCCACACAAAUCAUAGAACUAUUGAUUCAGCUGAAAUCCUGCAAAGUUAUCGAGAAGCUUGUCAGAGAAGACAGUGUGCUCCAAGUGUUGGAGUUGAGAAACAAAUAGGAUAUUUCCAUAAAAGUCCGGAUACACGUCAAGAGUUGCUCAGUUUAAAAGGAGAACGAGUAUCACACGCACAGAUGGAAGCACUGGAAGAAGUAUUUAAACGAGUUCAAUUCAACACAAUCGAUUUUGAAUACACGUUUCUAGAUGAUGAGUGUGCAAUAUCACUUGGAGAAAUGAUCGAGUUUUAUGAUUCUUGUGUUCGUCUGAACCUUUCAUUCAACAAACAAAUUGAUGUGAGGGGCUGGACGAUAAUGUUCAAAUCUAUUCGGAAUGCAAUUUCACUUCAAAUGCUCAAUCUUCGAUACACGAAUCUCAAUGAUCGGUCCAUACCUGCCCUUUGUAAAUUGGCUCGUGCCCAACCAUCGGCUUCGUUGACCUGUCUUCAUUUGGAAAACACUCAAAUGUCUGGAAAAAACUUGCUUGUGCUGAUAUGUGCACUGAAAAACAAUACAGGAAUACGAGAGCUGUAUCUGGGAGAUAAUGGAUUGCAACCAACAGAUGGAUCUCAUAUUUAUCAGUUGAUCACUUCCAACACUUGUUUGCAACUUUUAGAUUUGAGGAAUAACAAUAUCGGGGAUUCCGGAGUUCGUCACAUUUGUGAAGGCCUCCGAAAUCGUGAAUCAAUCGAGAAGAGUGCGUUAUCUGCAAUGGUUUUGUGGAAUAAUAAUGUGACUGGAGCCUCAAUGGAGAGUUUAGCGGAAGCAUUGACGGAAAACACUAAAAUUGAGACUCUAAACAUUGGAAGCAAUAAUCUAGGUGUGGAAGGAAUUGCUCGACUAAAACCAGCAUUGGCUUCCAACUCACAUCUCCAUCGGCUUGGUCUUCAGAAUACAGGAAUUAAUUGUGAAGGAGCAAUCAUUCUGGCUGAAUGCAUUGCAGAUAACGUAGCACUUUUGAGAGUUGAUAUCAGAGAUAAUCCAAUUGCUCUUGCUGGCCUUCUUGCUCUCCAUUCAGCAAUGAAAAUGAAUACAUCCAUUACACUUCUAAAUAUUGAUGCCACAUGUGUUAAAAUGAGCAGUGAAAAAGUUCGCGAAUAUCAGGACGAGUUCGAACGAUACUUCCGAGAGAUUCAAACAUAUUGUGAUCGAAACAAAGAUGACGUUCUCAAAAAGUUAACAGUGACGUUUGAUGAUCAAGAAAGAAGUUCUGAGGACGUAAAGAAGAAGAACGAAGAUGAGAGCUCUGAAGAGAAAGAGGCUGAGAAUGAAGAUGAAGAUGUCGAGCCUGAGACAUCUGAAGAAAGUACUCCAACCGAUCAAAGUGACAUCAACACCGAACAAGAUCGGCAAGUCGGAUCAAAAUCUGAAAGCAAUAAUAACGAAAAACGGCCGCUGAUGGCUUCUGCAUCUUCAUCCAAAAUAUCACAAAAAGAAAGACAUCAAAGAUUUGUGAGAAGUUCAUCUCUUACUUGCGCCGAAACUGUUCACGACAUUCAUGAUCGGUUACGUGAGAUGUCUGGAUCUACGCAUUCUUUGGAUGCAGCUAUUGCUGCUUCCACAUCUUUAUCCCCAUCUAUGUUAACUGCAACAUAUGGAUCAACUCCUGGACCACUUGAUGCAUCGAGCAACACUGAUUCAAUGAAGACCAUCAAGAAAUCGUUCACUGUAACCUCAACAGCUCCAGCGUCAGUUCAUCUAGCUGAAUGGGGAUCCCUACCUGCUAUCCCUCAAGCAAGUCCCACCUCAACUCCUGCUGUUCGAAAACUUCGGCGAUUCUCGGUGUCUCCAUCAUCCAGUGUAUUUGAUGUAGCCACAACAUCAUCAGCAUCCACUUCGCCAAUUCCUGAGAACUCGACGCCUUCCAAUCCAAUUCGUCCUUGUACCCUUGCUAUUGGUAUCCCACUUUCUGGAAGUGUUCCAGCUGGUCCUUCUUCUGCCCCUCUCAUCUUCGUUGAUCAUCACUCUGAGCUGAUUUCACCGGACAGUGUAAAUAUAAACGAAGAGUCCGCGAAAUCAAGGGAAUCUGAGAGACGUCGUGCCGAAGAAGUUAUGCGACAAAGGAAAGAAGAAAAAGAAGUUCGAGAAACAUGUCGAGCAGUUAUCAAUGAUCUGAUAAACUACGUCGAAUAUGAAGAAAAGUCUCUGGUCGAGAGGAAAGCAUCUCUAUUGCUUCGGAACGCAUUCAGUCGUCCCAAUCCUGAAGAACUUCUCAGAAACCUGCAGAGGGCGGAGUCACCGGGAUCAAUGACUCCACGGACACCGCUUACACCAUCGAGAGUACUCGAAAUCGCUGAAGAACUCGAAGAAGAAACAGACGAUCAAGUAUGCCAAUCAGUCGUUCGUUGCCUUGUUCGGGACGUUCUCCAAGCAGAGAAAAAUGAACUUCGAUCCACAUUGGAUCGCCGUCGGAGGCAUAACAGUGUCCGAAACUCACCGGUUUGA
Messenger RNA from Caenorhabditis remanei, 2793 nucleotides. RefSeq lists its product as uncharacterized. NCBI's taxonomy places the organism in Eukaryota, Metazoa, Nematoda, Chromadorea, Rhabditida, Rhabditidae. The transcript is spliced from 9 exons. The record is from RefSeq and is a predicted model, not a curated record. Gene Ontology annotation, molecular function: protein binding. Bases 1 to 2793 code for a protein of 930 amino acids.